Marchantia polymorpha subsp. ruderalis is the source of this 3351-nucleotide messenger RNA. The record is from the annotation of a GenBank genome assembly. NCBI's taxonomy places the organism in Eukaryota, Viridiplantae, Streptophyta, Marchantiopsida, Marchantiales, Marchantiaceae.
AUGAUCCUUUCAUGGAGAUCUAGACAGUUGUACAAUAUUUGACUGGAAUUCAAACGGGAAAAAACCAGCCGACGAAAGAAAUGUACAUCGUGUAUUCCAUCGGUGGCGGAAGUUUUAAUGCCCUGCAUGCGUAAAAAACCUCACGGAGAUAUUGUCGAGAGCGGAAUAGAAGAAUCUACCCGAGCCAUCCUCGGAACCCCUUCUGCUGAUUAGCUGCUACUACUUUCAACUGAUUGUUGAAGCUGGUAGCCGCGCGCAAGCAGUGGCAAUAGCGGCACUUUCCCUGCGCGACCUGACUCAGCUGAUAUGAGAUGACUGGCAGUCAUGAGCUGCACACUCGCAGCUGAGACUGCGGUGACCUCUGGUCACUGUCGCUGGGUCUACAGUAAGUGUCAUCCAUUAUCUUCUAAUUUCUCCUCAAUUGCAUUUAUUAAGUCGUGCUGUGUGCCAGAUCGUGCCCGUUAAAAACCUGAACUGUUGAGAAUAGUUAUGUCCCAGCUUCGUCUAGAGGGGAUGAACACUGCGACAUUCUCAGGACCUUAUUGCCUCACAAAUUCUUCACAGUAGCUUGUGGAAUUUCAUGUCGUAGGAUUCCAUCUUACACAUCAGAACAGAAGCUUGCAGGAAUUGUGAUUUUAAGACUUGCACAUCCGCUAGAGCUGCUGGCCCAAUGCCCUCCCGUUCUUUCGACGUUUCAAUUUUCGGCAGGUUCUCCUAUCGUGCUGGAUAUCUCAGCUCCAAGGGACCACAUGAAAUUCUUCUUGCGAAGUGAAGUUUGUGCGAGGAGGGCACUUUGAAAUUCACAUACAGAUGCCGUCUUCCAAGGUUUCCGACAGGAUUGAUCACAACCGCACAUCAUCAUUUGCCAUCGUUCUGCAAGUCAAUGUUUUUUCUGAACGGGUACAAUCUUCGUCCUCAACUUAAGGAGUCUUGAACUGCAAACGUUAGAGAUUUCAUCGCUCUCUGCCGGAGCAGCCAGUCGGGCUGGGAAUAGGCAUAAGCUGAAGAGGACAUAACGUGGAGAGAAGGGCUCCUUGACGCACGAAUGCGAGAUGGAGUUGAUUCGCCUUGUCCCUGUCCGUGUCUGUGCCCGAUAUACGAUAGAGCGGGAGAAACGUGAGCUUCAGAAAGAUCUCCUGACCUGAGGUGUGCGCAAAUUGCUCCUAUUUAGGAAGUGUAUGCAUUUGCAGCACAGGGUACGUGGACGAGUGACUGGUUAGUUCCCGGAAGAAGUGAACUGCAAGAGUUGUGAGACUUUUAAUCUCUCUUUCAUCUGUGUGGACGACGAAAAGUGACAUGUACAACUUGGAGUUUUUCAGCUGAGUAUAGUGAACGUCAAUCUGCAACAAAGUAUCUUGCUCGAACUCGCUACGAUACGUGCAUGAUGUCGGGCAGGGGUUGGAGUUUGCACGGGAGAUGGCGCUCUACUUGCAGCGACGAAUAGUUGGCAUUCCGCUUCACGACAUAACUCUGAGCUGCGCAAAUUUGCAUGUACUCUGUCUUCGCGCAGUAGCCACUAGUCGUUCUUAAACAAUUUUCUGAACUGUUCUAUGGCGAGCACACAGACACACAUACUCCCUCUCUCCCUCUCCUUAAUAUACUAAUUCGGGACAUUCAUUGAUUGAUCGAGUUCAUCUCUUCCUACUGCGACUUAGUACUCGAUUCAUGACUGUGCCACAGUAUUCCAGUGUUCAUAACGCUGAGAAAUGUGAACAGAGUACCCGUCCUUCCGCAAUCUGUACCAGAGCACUCUGUCCGACUCGUCUCAUUGGAAUCAGUCCUGUCGACCUGUUAUGGAGUCAUGUACACCUUUUAUGGUCCACAAGUGCGUCCCGACUUGGAACUGCAAGGGGCGAGUCCUGAUUUUUGAACACGAUCCUCGACGUCAAAGCUCGACCUGUGCACUGAAACCUUUCCACCCAACAACGUGCACAUGUACUUCCAGUGCACGUAUUAAUAUUCUUUCCGAGUAGGACAAUGAACCCCAGUGGACUCUAGCGGAUCGUUCGUCCUCGCCCUCGAGUUAUGUGACAUCAAACACUUCACUCAUACACCAAGAGCAUCGUCGACAGAGGACGUGCGAGGCACUGGAUGAAGCCCACAAUGUACAGCUUUUCCCACUUUGGAUGAGCUGAAUCCAGCUAUCAGCAAUCUGUCCGUCCCUGUGUAAUUAUACCGAUUCGCAACGACGGUAUGUAACCGACCAGGUCCUUGAGCUCGAUGCGAGGAUAGAAAGUCCAACAGACCUGAUGCUCAUCCAAUCGAAAUCCGAGUAUUCGCUGUGACCUCGCAAAGCAACUUUAGCUUUAGCUUCCGACUGCAUCGCUGGGAAAAGCUGGAAACGACAACCCCAGUGCUGAUGCUUUCCUCGGCUCGUUGCAUUCACCUCUUCUACGCACCUGUCACCUUCUUCAAGUUGGGUGUUCGGCCUACGAGGAAGAAUAAUAAUACUCCUGCUAGCGACGCUAUGACCCCGGCUGGAAUCUCAGCAGACACAUGGAUGGGUGCAGAUUUACUAUAUGGGGCAGAGAAUCCGGGGAUUCGGAUUUUGCUUCUACUGUCUAAUUAUUUGUAAUCUCCUCUGCGGCUUUCAUGGAAUGAUCACUUUGGCACUCGAGACAAGAGUGUGAGAACUGUAGUCUCCUUUUCUGCUCGCGCUGUCAAGGCGGGUGUCGAAAAACUAAGCAUGUAUUUGUGAUACGGAUGCGAGCAGCAGGGACUGAUAUGGUGGACUCUACUCGCUCGCGUGGUCGGUUCUAGAGCAGGAGAUCUGAUUGUCAUCGGAAGGUAAAUUUCCGGUUUCUCGAUCGUCAGCGCGUGGGGGGACUGACUGCCGGCCUUUACAGCUGACGGUCGUACGAGUUGCCUCGUCAUCCAUCCAUCGGCACCCCACUUCCGACUUGCCGCUUACUUCUGCCCAUAAGAAACUCGGAUUGAAUGUCGAAGACGCCACGCCACGCGCAACGUCAGCAUCGCGCCUGCUCUGGUGUAUGACGUAUGACCACGACACCGUACUAUGAGUACGGUCACUCUCGUUUCAAACCGCUAGUGUACGAUACCCCACAGUAUAGUACAGUCACACACAUAUGUACAGUAUUUGUUACGGUAUACGUCCUGCGGCAGCGUCAGAGGGAACAACAAAUCGAAGCAUGGGAUGAGUUCCGAGAUUUUCAAGGCCAUCAUGUUCUGUCAUGUCCGAGCCCGCUUACUGGGGCGUUGUGGAGAGUCAAGAGCGCCUGGUUGAGUGCAACAUCACGCUCUGAUUCUUAUGUAUCAAAGACUCUAUCUUAUUUAUUGGUACAGAGACAUGACAAAAACAAUGUCCAGUUGGAAAGAAUUGGUCAGCGGUAC